This is a messenger RNA of Rasamsonia emersonii CBS 393.64, 2187 nucleotides long. RefSeq lists its product as uncharacterized. The record is from RefSeq and is a predicted model, not a curated record. NCBI's taxonomy places the organism in Eukaryota, Fungi, Ascomycota, Eurotiomycetes, Eurotiales, Trichocomaceae. The transcript has 3 exons. Bases 1 to 2187 code for a protein of 728 amino acids.
AUGCCAUUUAUUGCCAAUACUCCCGAGUCGAUUCUUCCCCGAUCUGAUUCUCUAAAUCCAGCGACGACAUGUCGAGGGAUCACGGUCAACGGCCGCCCCUGUCGUCGCCCACUGACAUCGCCUGCCCCGUCUUCUAAGGGGAAUAUGGCUGGUGGUUCGGAUCCAGCAGCUUUUUAUUGCUGGCAGCACAAGGACCAGGCGGAACAGUUUGUUGGCAACACACAAAAGAAAGGACGAGCGGAUAAUCAACCGAUAAAAGAGAGGACUAGUAUCGAUACCUUGGUCGAACGCUUGGGCGUGUUGGACGUGAAUGAUGAAAAGGGGAGAACAAAGCCUCGUCAGGAUGGUGCUAAGAGACAUGGUCCAAAUGGCACGAACGGGAAAUCGCAACCACAUGGUCGCUCCAGUCAGGCAGGCCGUGCAGGAAAGACCAUAUUCUGUUGCUUCCGAAUUGCAGAUGCCGAUGACCUCCCUGCUUCGAAACCAGUCGCACGCCCGGUUGAUGACCAGCAUAAAAGAGGAUCAACUGCACCGUCUGCGUCGCAGCAAAGGCCGGUUAUUAUCCGCAAACCUCAUUCACCACAGCGCGCUCAGAUUAUCCAGCAACGGCCGGUUCCAACUACACCUCCAAAGCAAGGGCACUCUGCUACCCCUACACGACCCUUUCAACCCGCUACCCCGGCCUCGUCCACGUCCCAGACUCAGCCACUUUUGUCGUGGAUUCCGCCCCAUCUGUCUCCUCAGACGACAGCAAACUUGCUCACUGAAUUAGCCAAACCUAUCUCUGAGGCCGAUGAAGAGGGUUACAUUUAUAUCUUUUGGAUUACCCCGUCGACUUCGAACUCCACCGCACCUCCACCAUCCGAUAUUGCCUCUAAUCUCCUUCCCUCUCCGAAUAGACCUGGUCAUCAUCGUCGGACGAGCGACGCGCUCCGCGCUGUACAAAGUCAUUAUGCAGACAAUCGGGGUUCUGGGUCCAGUCCAGGCACGAUUCGCUUGAAGAUCGGCCGCACGAGCAAUGUCUACCGUCGCAUGAAUGAAUGGACAAGGCAAUGCUCAUAUAAUUUGACGCUUAUCCGCUAUUACCCAUACUCUCCUUCGUCUUCCUCACCUUCGCCCUCACCAGCACGAAGGCCCGAGAGUCACAGCUCCCAAGAACCCGGAAGACGGGUUCCCCAUGUCCAUCGAGUGGAGAGGCUGAUCCAUAUUGAGCUGGCAGACCACAGAGUCAAGGGCCAGGGACCGUGUCCGGAGUGUGGAAAAGAACAUCGGGAAUGGUUCGAAUUCGAGGCGACCAAGGACGCGCUACGGCUUGUGGAUGAGAUAGACUUUCGACAUGAGCUGGAUGAAUCAGGAUUAUUCGACACAUGUACUGUUCCUACCUUGUUUCCUGUCCCUCUUCCUGAUUUGCUCUUAGAACCAAAUGCCAAUUGGUCUCUUCUGAAUACAGAACUCCUCACGUCGGUGAUAAUUCUUUUUUUUUCCAAGAAGAGACGCCCAAGGGCCCUCGACGCCAUGGUUGUCGUCGCGACGCAAGAGGAUCCCAUCUCCACCGUCAAAUGGACCAUCCUCAACGGUUUUUCCUCUGUUACAGAUAAAGCCAUUGCGGUCCUGAAUCACAUCUUGCCUCCGGAGCGCCGCGAAACCCUCCAGCAGCGUUCAGUUCUCUUCGCGACUUCUCAUCCGUUGCUGGCAACCCUGCUCCUGUCGCAGGUGGCUUUCUCUGGAAUCCCGCUGCUCCUGUUCGUCUUGCUCACGGUGGGGGUGUUUGUUUUCAGCUUCGUUGCGGCUCUCGUGGUGGCUGUGCUGAGUGCGCUGCUGUUUACCGUUUUCUGCGUCGGGUUUGCAUUGCUGCUGCUUCUGCCGACGCUCUUCGUUACGACAUCUACCGGCGUGGGCGUCUGGCUUUGGGGCUGGAGCGCAUAUCAUCUCGUCAAGUGGUUCCGCGGCUCUGAUACGGAGCAGCUGCCCAAGCUGAGUUCGGGGUUGGCCUCGAGGGUCCUUGGCGGUUCGGGAGGAGACAAUGUGAGCAACGAGAAGGACGAGAAGUAUCCCCCAUCAUACGAGCAGGAAGACGCCAAAUCUCAACCACAGGAAACCAAAAAGGAUGUCGACUCGCAGACGACCACAAAACCUGUUAAUUAUGUGGAAGGCAUAUCGGACAACCCCAGUGUCGCUGCCGGAUAG